Zychaea mexicana is the source of this 394-nucleotide messenger RNA. RefSeq lists its product as uncharacterized. The record is from RefSeq and is a predicted model, not a curated record. The transcript has 2 exons. Bases 226 to 387 code for a protein of 53 amino acids. NCBI's taxonomy places the organism in Eukaryota, Fungi, Mucoromycota, Mucoromycetes, Mucorales, Lichtheimiaceae.
GGCCAUCAUGUGCUGUUGGUAAUAACGGAAUAUAUGUGAAAUUUGUCCGUUUGAUUCGGGAUUGCUUUUUCAUAUAAAUCAUCGCCGUAUAUUUUACCUACUCAUAUACAUAUCGAAAGCUCUCAUACUCGUAGCAAUAAUUGUACUUAUACCGAUCAUUUCGAUACUGGUACAUAUUCAAGCAAGACACUAAGAUUGUUGGUAUCAUGGUGUUAGACCUUCUAUAUGUAUGUUACGUCCCUUCUUUUCUUUUGUAUUUUCAAAAAAAACGUUAUCUCUAUGAUUGGAAAGUCGAAUAAAAUAGUACCAACGCACUCCCUCAUCACAGUGAGUUUUGUAUUAGCAAGCCGCCUUUGUGGGUUACGGUUGUCAAUCAGGGGUACCUAGCAGCUGG